CAUCCCUCCCCUCCCUCCCCUCCCCUCCCUUCCCCUCCCUCCCAUCCCCAGCGUCUUCCUUUAUGAGUCUGCGCCUCUCCCCGCUACUCUCGCAUUGAGACCCCGGGUGCUGAAACGAACGUGGGAACGCAUCUCUUACGCCUGGUUGACUCAGUGACAAAUCAGAAUGAAGCUGUGGAUCAUCCUCUGCAUGGGGCUCGUCGGGACAGCUCUGGCCUUGCCCGAGAGUUACCUGGAGAGUGCUUUGGAAGCCGAUGGCGAGGUCGUUGAGGAAUUGCCAAUGGAAGGAGGCAAUCCCGUGCAAGGGGAGGAGGAGGUGGAGUUUGAGGAUGAGUCUUGGGCGGAGGGGAAGGAGGAGACCAGAGAUGACGCCUCUGGGCCGUGUGGGUCGUACCACUGCAAAGAGGGGAAGGUGUGCGAGGUGGACGAAACCAACCAGCCCAUGUGCAUCUGCCAAGACCCCUCGACCUGCCCCAAGGCUCUCAACGAUUUCGAGAAGGUGUGCGGCACCGACAACGCCACCUACGGAAGCAGCUGCCACUUCCACGCUCACAAGUGCACCCUGGAGGGUACCAAGAAAGGACGCAGACUGCACCUCGACUACCUGGGGCCCUGCAAGGAGAUCACCCCUUGUGAUGAUGCUGAGCUGUCCGAAUUCCCACUGCGCAUGCGCGACUGGCUCAAGAACGUCCUAGUGCAGACCUACAACAACAACCCCUCCCAGCUCACCGACAAGCAGCAGAGCCGGGUGAAGAAGAUGGUCGAGAACGGGAAGCGUCUGGAGGCCGGCGACCACUCGGUGGAGAUCCUGCGGCGCGACUUCGUGAAGAACUACAAGAUGUUCGUCUACCCGGUGCACUGGCAGUUCGCUCAGCUCGACGGCACGCCGGGAGACCAGUACCUCUCCCACUCGGAGCUGGCCCCGCUGAGGGCCCCUCUGGUGCCUAUGGAGCACUGCACCACGCGAUUCUUCCUGUCGUGCGACGCCGACUCGGACGCCUUCGUCUCCCUCGCGGAGUGGGCGACGUGCUUCGGAGUCAAGCCCGAGGAUGUGAGCGAAGACCUGCUGAUGUAGGAGGAGACACGAGAAGAGGGAUAUAGAACUCCCAUUGCAAGGCGUACUCACCCGCACGCAUGCCCACAAUGCAUACAUUGACACGCACUUGUACACAAGUAUUUCAACACAAAGGCACACACGCGCACUCCGUAACUAUUGACAUGCGCAACGUACGUACGUAUGCACGGGCGCUCACACACUCACUCACUCACACACUCACUCAGGCGCUCACUCACACACUCACUCACACACUUACUCACACACUUACUCACACACUCACUCACGCACUUACUCACACGCUCACGCACUCAUUCACACACUUACUCAGGCGCUCACACACACACACUCACGCACUCAUUCACACACUUAACUCAGGCGCUCACUCACACACUCACUCACGCACUUAUUCACACGCUCACACACACUCACACACUCACUCACGCACUCAUUCACACACAUAACUCACUCGCUCACUCACACGCUCACUCACAUUCUCACUCACUCGCUCACGCACUCAUUCACACACAUAACUCACUCGCUCACUCACACGCUCACUCACUCACUCACACGCUCACUCACACACUCGCUCACUCACACACACACGCGCGCGCGCACUUUCCUGCCAAGGAAAAUAUUCUGUAGGUGGAUUAAGGACCAAUAAAUACUUUCCUCCAAAA
Petromyzon marinus (sea lamprey) is the source of this 1734-nucleotide messenger RNA. The record is from RefSeq and is a predicted model, not a curated record. Lineage: Eukaryota; Metazoa; Chordata; Hyperoartia; Petromyzontiformes; Petromyzontidae.